UGCCCCCACCUAGCCUCCUUUCCCCGCACAGCAUAUUGAAACAGAGUCGCUAUUGUUCACCGCGGAGCAGCCUGUGUGUUUUAUACAGUCGCAGAGACAGAGGAACAAGGAAGACAUCGCGCCACACGGUCGUCACCUACCUGUUGAAUAUUACCUACUGUUUAAUGAUCAAGUCAGGUGUUGGGUUGACAAGUUACUCACUGUCGAAGAACAAAGUCGAACCUGGGGAUAAAGGAUAGUCAGUCGAGUUUAGUCGAGGUAAAGGCGGAAGGAAGGACGAUUUGUGAAAGAGGUAGCCACUCAAAUGUUCUAGCCGGACAGACAGACCACCGGAUUUAUCAACCGACCAAAAACAGAUUUAUUGACGACACCACACGAUGCCUUUAGGACUGAGACGAAAGAAGAACAAGUCGAGGGAGAGCUCGAACCUGGUGGAGAAUGAGGAGGUCGGUGGACACACCGGUGGGCGCUCCGUGAAGUCGACGGUAAACGGAGCGGGGCUCCCACCACCACCUGCUAACCUGCGGCCCAAACUAGUGUUCCACACUCAGCUAGCCCACGGCAGCCCCACGGGAAGGAUCGAUGGGUUUAAUAACGUCAAAGAACUCUACGGGAAAAUAGCUGAGACGUUCAAUUUAAGUCAACCAGAGAUCCUGUUCUGUACAUUGAACACCCAUAAGAUCGACAUGGAGAAGCUGCUUGGUGGUCAGAUCGGCCUGGAGGACUUUAUAUUCGCCCACAUUAAGGCGAUUAAGAAGGAGGUGGAGGUGUUUAAGUCCGAGGACGCCCUGGGACUCACCAUCACAGAUAACGGGGCGGGAUACGCCUUCAUCAAGCGUAUCAAGGAGGGCAGUGUUGUGGACAAGGUGAAGGGGAUCUCUGUAGGAGACCACAUAGAGUGCAUCAACGGGAAGAACAUAGUGGGAACACGUCACUACGAGGUGGCUCGCAUGCUGAAGGAGCUGCCGAAGGAGCAGAAGUUCACCCUCAAACUGGUGGAGCCCAUGAAGGCCUUCGAGAUGCUGGAGCCGAGGUCGAAGGGAGUCAAGCCGGCCAGUGACAAUAAGAUGGGGACAGGGAGAGGGACUCUGAGACUUCGCUCCAGGGGCCCUGCUACCGUAGAGGAAGUGCCGACAGAGUUUGAUGAGAGAGCAGUGCAGAAGGUGGAUGACCUACUGGAGACUUACAUGGGUAUCAGAGAUACAGAACUGGCGGCGACCAUGGUAGAGGUGGGUCGGGACAAGAAGAACCCUGAUGAGUUUGCCAUGGCCCUGGACGAGGCCCUCGGAGACUUCGCUUUUCCUGACGAGUUUGUGUUCGACGUCUGGGGCGCUAUCGGAGACGCCAAACAGGGACACUUUUAACGUUUUAACUUUCCCCUGAUUCCCUAGCCUGGUCCCAGAUCUGUUUACAGUUGGCAAGACCUCACAAACAGAUCUGGGACCAGGCUACCAAUCCCCCUGAGUUCCACAUCUCCACAUCUUCAUCCAGCCAUCUGGACAAACACCAGCCAGUAGAGAAAGAGGGUAGAGUGGAUUUAGUUAAAUUUUUUUAAUGGCUCUGUUUUGUAGGGUUAACAGUGUUGCACCCUAAAAAGACAGAAUCACUUCAGUCAUGUCCCACUCAACCUAGUUUUCUGCUUGUGUCCCAAAUGGCACCCCCCAUAUUCCCUUUAUAGUGCACUACCCAUAGGGCCCUGGCCAAACGUAGUGCACUAUAUAGGGAUUAGGGUGCUAUUUGGGAUAUACAUUUUAUGUCCUUUUUCCACAGGUUACAAAAGGUUUCUGAUGUCUGAAUCACCGCUAUAGCACUUGUCUUUAAUGACUGGUGAACUGACAUUGAGGAUCACAUACAGUAGACUACUGUAUAUCAGGGCUUUAAUGACUGUAUAUCAGGGCUUUAAGGACUGUAUAUCAGGGCUUUAAUGACUGUAUAUCAGGGCUUUAAUGACUGUAUAUCAGGGCUUUAAUGACUGUAUAUCAGGGCUUUAAGGACUGUAUAUCAGGGCUUUAAUGACUGUAUAUCAGGGCUUUAAGGACUGUAUAUCAGGGCUUUAAGGACUGUAUAUCAGGGCUUUAAGGACUGUAUAUCAGGGCUUUAAGGACUGUAUAUCAGGGCUUUAAUGACUGUAUAUCAGGGCUUUAAUGGCUUUUUAGAAUAGUUAUUAAAAAUGUUGCUGUGGAAUCUGAACAGCAACGAUGUAGUUAUAGUGAUGUAUUAAAUAGCAAUACUGUUAAAGCCCCCCCACCCCCUCUACUCCAUCAGUAAUGCUGUUAAAGACCUCCCCACCCCCGCUACUCCAUCACUAAUGCUGUUAAAGACCCCCCACCCCCUCUACUCCAUCGAUAAUGCUGUUAAAUACCCCCCCACCCCCUCUACUCCAUCGAUAAUGCUGUUAAAGACCCCCCACCCCCUCUACUCCAUUGAUAAUGCUGUUAAAUACCCCCCCACCCCCUCUACUCCAUCGAUAAUGCUGUUAUUCUACACAGCAUUGAGGAUAUUAUGUGUUAAAAACAAGCAUCACUAAUGAUGUUAAAGACCCCCCCACCCUCCUCUACUCCAUCACUAAUGAUGUUAAAGACCUCCCCACCCCCGCUACUCCAUCACUAAUGCUUUUAAAGACCCCCCACCCCCGCUACUCCAUCGAUAAUGCUUUUAAAGACCCCCCACCUCACCCUCCUCUACUCCAUUGAUAAUGCUUUUAAAGACCCCCCACCUCACCCUCCUCUACUCCAUUGAUAAUGCUUUUAAAGACCCCCCCACCCCACUACUCCAUCGAUAAUGCUGUUAAAGACCCCCCCACCCUCCUCUACUCCAUCACUAAUGCUAUUAAAGACCCCUCCACCCCCUCUACUCCAUUGAUAAUGCUGUUAAAGCCCCCCCACCCCACUACUCCAUCGAUAAUGCUGUUAAAGACCCCCCCACCCUCCUCUACUCCAUCGAUAAUGCUGUUAAAGCCCCCCCACCCUCCUAUACUACAUCGAUAAUGCUGUUAAAGACCCCCCACCCCCUCUACUCCAUCAAUAAUGCUUUUAAAGACCCCCCCACCCACUACUCCAUCGAUAAUGCUGUUAAAGACCCCCCCACCCUCCUCUACUCCAUCGAUAAUGCUGUUAAAGACCCCCCCACCCUCCUCUACUCCAUCACUAAUGCUGUUAAAGACCCCUCCACCCCCUCUACUCCAUCGAUAAUGCUGUUAAAGACCCCCCACCCCCUCUACUCCAUCGAUAAUGCUGUUAAAGACCCCCCCCACCCUCCUCUACUCCAUCACUAAUGCUGUUAAAGACCCCCCACCCCCUCUACUCCAUCGAUAAUGCUGUUAAAUACCCCCCCACCCCCUCUACUCCAUCGAUAAUGCUGUUAAAGACCCCCCACCCCCUCUACUCCAUUGAUAAUGCUGUUAAAUACCCCCCCACCCCCUCUACUCCAUCGAUAAUGCUGUUAUUCUACACAGCAUUGAGGAUAUUAUGUGUUAAAAACAAGCCUGGGCUUUGGACCAUAAGACUAUGCCUGUGACUGACAUAGUGACUGAUAUAGGGACUGAUAGUGACUGAUAUAAUGUGAUAUAAUGUCUGAUAUAGUGACUGAUAUAAUGACUGAUAUAGUGACUGAUAUAGUAGUGACUGAUAUAGUGACUGAUAUAAUGGCUGAUAUAAUGAAUGAUAUAGUGACUGAUAUAGUAGUGACGAUAUAGUGACUGAUAUAAUGGCUGAUAUAAUGUCUGAUAUAGUGACUGAUAUAGUAGUGACGAUAUAGUGACUGAUAUAAUGGCUGAUAUAAUGUCUGAUAUAGUGACUGAUAUAGUAGUGACUGAUAUAGUGACUGAUAUAGUAGUGACUGAUAUAAUGACUGA
Salvelinus namaycush (lake trout) is the source of this 3853-nucleotide messenger RNA. Its product is annotated as PDZ domain-containing protein GIPC1-like. The coding region runs from base 378 to 1364 and encodes 328 amino acids. Gene Ontology annotation, molecular function: protein binding. The transcript has 6 exons. Lineage: Eukaryota; Metazoa; Chordata; Actinopteri; Salmoniformes; Salmonidae. The record is from RefSeq and is a predicted model, not a curated record.